AUGGCCAUCUUCAAAGGCUUCGUCGAGAGGCUCAAGUCUUUCAGUCCACAGGAAAGAAGAGCCAUAUUCUUCUACAUCUGCGGUAUCAUGCUGUACAAGUUCGGCCUUGAAGCGUUCAACGGGUCAAUCACCGCGCUCGCCACGAACCGUUACGACUACGAAAGCGACACUAGGGGCACGCCAUCCCGCACUUUUGAACGACUCGGUCUCCUCCAGGGACUGAACCAAGCCACGCAGUGUGUCGGCUCCAUCUUAAUUGCACCUCUCAUCAAACACUACCGGACGAAGAAUGUUCUCUCAGCAGCCAUCGUCCUCUUUGGUCUGAUGACGGCAAUCCUGCUCAUCCUCGAUGCUGCGACGGGGGGUACUUUUGUUCCAGAAGCGUACCGAAAGAAGCACCCCAAAGAUGAAUGGUCUUACUACGGAGAUUACAACAACGACGCCAUUAUACCCAUCUACACGGUCACGGGCAUCGCAUAUGGCAUGGUUGAGCUCAUCCGCCGCGUUAUCCCGCGAGAUAUCGUCGGAGGGAACGUUCAGAAACUUCGUCAAAUGGACAGUUUGGUACACAUUUUUUACGAGGUCGCCGGUACAUCAGGGGCCUUCGUCACAGCGCUGGUCCUCAUUCCCAAUCUCGGCAAUAAUCGCUCCUUCGUCAUCACCCCAAUCUGCUUCUCUCUCGCGGCAGUUCUGUGGUUCUUUGUCGUGGACGGCAGCCACGACCGCAACGCCCUCGCGCGAGCUGAAGCCCGCAAAAGCAAUUACUUAAUCAAUAUUGGCAAGGGCUUCCUCCUCUUCUUCGAGUCCAUAUGGGUCGGCGCCAAGAUCCUGUUCACCUCGACGAGAUUCGUCUGGCUGGUCCCGGCAUACGGUGUAGCCCUUUAUGGGCACCGAUAUCUCGAAAAUGGCAUCGCACCCCAAGUGGCACGACGGUACCUGGGCAACUCGGCAUGGUCACAAAUCAUGGUCGGCGGCUCUAAUUUUGGUGAACUCCUGGGUGCGCUGUUCGUCUUCCUGUUCACGAACGUGAUCAAGACGCCCAUUCCGUGGCUUCGCUUAGAUGCCCUGAUGUUGCUCAUUGUUUGGUACAUCCCCUAUUGGUAUCCGCCCUCGGGGCAGGUCGGCCAGGCCUGGAUCGUCGCCGCCACAUUUUUGCCAGUUUCGUUCGGUUGGGCCGCGGGAGACGUGUCUCUGGCCGCUUUUAUCCAGGCUUCUCUCGCCAGGCUAGAGGACAAGGAGAACAGGGUUUCGCCUCUCGGGGCGGUUAUGGCGUUCUUGUAUUCCUUCUACAUUGUCACAUAUGCGAUUGCCGGCACCUUUCUCGGAAGAUACAUCGAUGGCGUGUACAACCGAACAGGAUCAGUGCGAGAGGCGCUGGUGAAUACCGCAGGAGUGCACUUCACUGUCAUCAUGGUCACAGUGUUUGCAUCGACGUUUAUUCCCAAGGGUUCUCGGUGUUUCAACCCCGAGAUGCUGGAUGACACGAAGUUGGACGAGGACAUCGAAGAGUGCCUACCGUCGCCAUCUGACAAGGAUAUCAAGAGCGAUGUUGAGCUGAAAAAGGAGGCGCCCGUAGUCGUCUUUUGA
Molecule: messenger RNA, 1587 nt
Organism: Colletotrichum lupini
Lineage: Eukaryota; Fungi; Ascomycota; Sordariomycetes; Glomerellales; Glomerellaceae
Exons: 1
Coding region: 1-1587 (528 amino acids)
Source: RefSeq, a predicted model, not a curated record